AUUAUAACAACUCGCGUGGAAGGUGGAAGUCGCGAUCUUUCGCCGCGAAAGGGCUGGAAACUUGAUGGUUCAUCGGACCAGUCCACGCAGUUUCGCAGUGUUUUGGCUUGUAUUUUUCGAGUGUGAUUUCUAGUUCUAGUUUACGCUGCCAAUUAGUAUUAUUAUCAAUAGUCAGGUGCCAAAUUUGUGGUUAUUUGAUAGUUUUUAGUCAGCAUGGAUCCGCAUUACAAGCGACGAACGGUGCACCGGAGUAUAUCGCUGCUGCUUAGAGAUAUCGAUCAAAUGUCCCUCCACGAAGAGGGAGGCGCAUCGAAUCCAGCACUGAAUUGCGACGACAACGGCACAUCCAGCACGGUCCGCAUGGAGGACGUCGAUCACACAAUCGACACCAGCCUGGCGUGCUACUCGCUGGCCGACGAGUAUGACGAAAACCUGGGCUUCUCCGACUCGAUCACCAUCGUAUCGAUGGGUGCCGAGGGCCCGGUGCUGGUGCAACGGAAGGAAAGCAGCGCCCACGAGAGCAUCGUACCGGAUACGGAAAUACCGUACCCGUACGUGCACAACCCACCGACCAAGUUCACCUCGAUGCACCGGAAUAUUUUCGUUCCGGGGCUGGAGAUCAACGUAGAGAUUAUAGAUUACGAGCGCAGCUUGACGGCACAUAUUUUAAAUCCUAAUUUAUACACAAUCAAAUUCACCCAUGGCCAGUUCACGUGGACGAUCAAGAAGCGUUACAACCAUUUCCGAAAUCUACACCAACAGUUGACCACGUUUCGAGCGUCGCUGAACAUUCCCUUUCCCACCAAAAGCCACAAAGAGCGACGAACAAGUUUUAGGAAUAUGCACAAUGUGCAUCAGUGCACUGCUUCGCCAACGAUGCAGAUGAAGUUGGAGAAACCGAACAAAAAGCGGAAGAAAAGUGCCUUACCAAGGUUUCCGCUGAAGCCGGACUCCCUGGUGUCGUUCGAUGCCAUCCCGGAGAGGAAACGACAGCUCGAGGAGUACCUGUAUAAUUUGCUCAAUAUUUCGCUGUAUCGGAAUCAUCAGGAUACGAUAAAUUUCCUGGAAGUCUCGCACAUCUCGUUCAUCGCCGCCCUCGGGGAGAAAGGCAAGGAAGGCUUGGUAAAGAAGCGAACCGGAUCAACCCGGGCAGGACAGGCGGGAUUUAACUGUUGUGGCUGCUUGACCGGCGGUUGCUGUGUGCGGUGCAGCUACUUCUGCUCGGACGUCGUGUGGAGCAAGUGGCGAAACAGGUGGUUCUUCGUCAAGGAAACCUGUUUCGGCUACUUCCGACCGAAAGAUGGCGUUCUACGAUGUGUGGUUCUGUUCGAUCAAGGGUUUGAUAUCUCCUCCGGGAUGUACAGUACGGGAAUGCGGAACGGGCUACAGAUCGUGACGAAUACGCGGUAUUUGGUGGUGAAGCACCCUACUCGGCGGACGGCAAAAGAGUGGAUGACCUACAUGAAGAGGGUGGCGAACGAUUCGGCGAGGGAUUUUACGAUGCCCAAUCCACAUCAGUCAUUUGCUCCGAUUCGACCGGGAAUGCAGGCGGCCUGGUUCGUAGAUGGCGCUAGCUAUAUGAGUGCCGUGGCAGAUGCCCUGGAGGGAGCAACGGAGGAAAUUUUCAUUACGGACUGGAUGCUGAGUCCGGAGAUUCACAUGAAGCGUCCGGCGAUCGAUGGCGACUAUUGGCGGUUGGAUAAAAUUCUGAAACGGAAGGCGGAACAAGGCAUCAAAAUCUUCGUGUUGUUGUUCAAAGAACUGGACUUCGCUCUCGGGAUCAACAGCUACUACAGCAAGCAGAAAUUGGUUGAGCAACAUGAGAACAUCAAAGUUCUGCGACAUCCGGAUCAUGCUCGAGCUGGUGUACUCUUCUGGGUGCAUCAUGAAAAGCUGGUAGUUGUUGAUCAGACGUAUGCCUUUGUUGGAGGCAUUGAUCUGUGCUACGGACGGUGGGAUGACUACAAACAUCGGUUAACCGAUCUCGGUAGUAUUUCCAGUAGUAACUGCAGUUCGGUGAACAACACAACUAUCCGCAAACCUUCCACAGUCGUUGAACUGGACGAAGGCGGCACGGUGGCCAAUUUGCUGAGAGCAUCGAAGAACAUUGCCGAAAUUACGGCACUGGAUCAGGUGGACAGGAAACUGCCCACCUUGGAACCUGGCGACAAGCUACUUAUGGCAGCAGCGCAGAAGCUCGCUUCCACUGCCACGAAGAACGAAAGCGAGGAAAUUCCGGAGAACAUCAAGAAGGAUACGCCGGAGAUGGAACGGAAGAAUAUAAUGGGCAAAAUCAAGGACAUGGGCAGAGAUCUGAAAAAUAGGAUUACACUGAACGAGCACGACCCGGAACACCGGAUCAAAAGCAGUCCGGGUAGCCCGGGGUAUCUUUCGGAUGACGAAAAGAGGCACAGCGGCUGUGAAAAAGUUUCCGAGAAGGAUGCCUCGUCUCCUGUGGGAGUGAUGAGCCCUCCGCCGUUCAAGAGCAAGGUGAUGUUCGAACUGGAUGGGCAAGCCAAAUUCUGGAUAGGGAAGGACUACAUCAACUUUAUUGUGAAGGAUUUCACCAAUCUGGACAUGCCUUAUGUGGAUCUUGUCGAUCGGUCAACAACUGUUCGAAUGCCUUGGCACGACGUUGCCACCGUAGUCUACGGUCAGGCAGCUCGGGACGUAGCCAGACACUUUAUAGAGCGCUGGAACGCUGUCAAACUGGAAAAGUGUCGUGAAAAUCUGCAAUACCCAUACCUGCUGCCGAAGAGCUACAACGACAUCCGGAUAGACAAUCAAUUCCUCAACAUCUCACUACAGCACGUAACCUGCCAGGUCUUGCGAAGUGCGUCCAGCUGGAACUGUGGCUUCAUUGAGCAAGACUACGUAGAGCAGAGCAUUCACGAAGCCUACCUUCAGACGAUUUCCAAGGCGCAGCACUACAUCUACAUAGAGAACCAGUUCUUCAUCAGCUUAGAGAUGACGAACCCGACGGUGAAGAACCAGAUUGCGGAGUACCUGUUCAAGAGGAUAAUGCGAGCUCACCGGGAGAAGAAGGCAUUCCGAGUGUACGUCGUGAUGCCCCUGUUGCCGGCUUUCGAAGGCGAAGUCGGCGGUGCUAGCGGAAUCUCUCUACGAGCUAUAACCCAUUGGAACUACACUUCCAUUUGCCGUGGUAAAAACUCUCUACUGUCGCGACUGUACGUCGCCGGAAUCAAGAACCCCUCCGAGUACAUAUCUUUCCACAGUCUGCGGACGCAUUCACUGUUAAACGGUGUCCCGGUGACGGAAUUGAUCUACGUCCAUUCCAAGUUGUUGAUUGCGGACGAUAAGGUCGUCAUAUGCGGCUCGGCGAACAUCAACGAUCGGUCGCUUCUGGGGAAGCGAGACUCCGAAGUUUGCGUUAUGAUUACGGACGAAAGUUUCGAGGAGGGUCGCAUGAACGGAGAAUCGUACCCCUGUGGAAUAUUUGCCGGCAAACUCCGUCGCUACCUAUUCAAAGAGCACCUCGGCCUCCUAGAGCCAAGCCCACACCGGUCCCCGGUGGACGUCACAGACCCAGUGAUCGACUCGUUCUGGAACGGAACGUGGCGGUGGACGUCGCGGAAGAACACUCGCCUCUUCGACGAAAUCUUCCGCUGCGUCCCGUCGGACAAUGUGCAAUCGUUUGUUAUGUUGAAGAAGUUUUUGGAAGAGAAGAGCCUAGCUCAGACCGAUCCGGAGGGUACGCAGAAGGCGCUGCACCGGAUCGAGGGCAAUCUGGUCGACUUGCCGUUGAAGUUCUUGUGCAGUGAGGUUCUAACGCCUCCGGGCACCAGCAAGGAAGGCAUUAUGCCGACUUAUAUGUGGACGUGAACAUGGUUCAAGAAGCUUUUAGGUAUGUAUUUCUUUUUACACUAGGAUAUAAAGUGUUGACCAAUGAUAAUAUUUAUUGUUGAAAUUAGUGGUUUUAUUUAUUUGUUGAAGGUCGUCUAGAUUUAACCCAUUCCAGAACUUUCAUAUACAAUAUUGUGUACAAUUUUAUUGGUAUCAAAGCUACCUUAAUGUCGAACGUUGACAAUAAAUUUACAAAUGAAAUUUGAA
Aedes albopictus (Asian tiger mosquito) is the source of this 4071-nucleotide messenger RNA. RefSeq names its product phospholipase D2 (gene Pld). The coding region runs from base 214 to 3843 and encodes 1209 amino acids. Gene Ontology annotation, molecular function: phosphatidylinositol binding; D-type glycerophospholipase activity. Gene Ontology annotation, cellular component: intracellular membrane-bounded organelle. Gene Ontology annotation, biological process: intracellular signal transduction; phosphatidic acid biosynthetic process; regulation of vesicle-mediated transport. The transcript is spliced from 9 exons. The record is from RefSeq and is a predicted model, not a curated record. NCBI's taxonomy places the organism in Eukaryota, Metazoa, Arthropoda, Insecta, Diptera, Culicidae.